This is a messenger RNA of Geodia barretti, 1482 nucleotides long. The record is from the annotation of a GenBank genome assembly. Lineage: Eukaryota; Metazoa; Porifera; Demospongiae; Tetractinellida; Geodiidae.
CUAUGGCAGAAGAGCAACAACCGCCGAGUAAACUUGCUCUAGUGACGGGCUCUACGAGCGGCAUCGGACUGGGGAUAGCUCGGGGGUUGGUAAAGAGAGGUCACGACGUGGUGCUGCACGGUCUGGGGACGCCGGAGGUCGUCCAGUCCGCGAUCCAAACCUGUCGCCAGGCUCUCCCAGAUGGCGUACAGAGAGAGUUUUAUCACCAUGGUGCCGACCUCUGUGACCCCACCCAGAUCUCAGACAUGUUUCAGUUCAUAAAGUCACGAUAUGCUCGAGGUCCAGACAUCCUUGUAAAUAAUGCAGGGAUGCAAUAUGUCGAGCCGAUUGAGAAGAUGCCGGUUGAGAAAUGGGACCAGGUUCUGGCUGUCAAUCUCUCGGCCUCGUUCCAUACCAUCAGACUGGCCCUCCCCGGAAUGAGGCAACGAGGUUGGGGAAGAAUUGUCAACAUCUCUUCAGUUCAUGGACUGGUUGGGUCUCCAAUGAAGGCACCAUACGUCGCCUCUAAACACGGCCUUGUGGGACUCACAAAGGUGGUUGCAUUGGAGACUGCAGGCAGCGGGAUAACAUGUAACGCCAUAUGCCCAGGAUGGGUCCUAACUCCACUGGUGGAAGCACAGCUGGAAGCCAGGGCUGAAAAAGAAGGCAUCACUGUGGACGAAGCAAAGGUGCUUGACUAACACGCGAGUCUUAAGGUCUCUUCCAGACUAGCUUUUCUUUCAGAUGUCCACACUGGAAGAGAAAAUGCCUUCCAAAGAGUUUGUGAUGCCAAAUGAAGUGGGAGCCAUGGUGGUAUACCUCUGCAGUGAAGAGGCCAGACAAGUCACUGGAUCAACUCUCACCAUUGAUGGUGGCUGGACGACAAGAUAGUGCAUUUGGUUUUAUAAUAAUAACAUAGCAAUUUCACAACAAAGGUUAUAUAUAUAAAUAAAAGUAUCGAAGAUCAUGAGAUGGGAGGGGUGUUGAAGGAGUGGGUAAAGAUGAGGGUGUCAGAAGGAGUGGCUGAGGUGGAGUUUGGAGGAAUGGAGUUGGAUUGGAAGGCAGUGGCCAGACUCCAGCCGUGCUGUGUGAACAGGUUCAGUAUCGACGCAUGCGGCAACGCUUGGUCUGAGAACCAUCCUCUCUCGUCCUUGGUGGUCUUGGCUGUGGUGGUUGUAAGUUGCCCAAUGAGGACCGAGCUGACUUCUCCCGUUAUCCUGAUGCCCCGUGUCGGGAACACCUCCACCGUCGCAUAGUGCACCUCUGGCGCUGCAGCAUCUGAACAGAAAUAGGAGCACACAGCAAAAAUCAAACUUCAUACUUUUGCUACAAUAAGAUGAAAUCUAUAAACAAGGAACACCUAGUGACAUUAAAAUCCUUUAUUCAGAGGUGUCCUUCAUUUGAAUAAUCCACCAGAAAACCAACGCUCUUUAUAGGAAAGUCUCCUUUAUUCAGUGCGUCCUUUUCAGAGAAUAAUAUAUACCUUGUUCUCGAUUGGCCUGC